CUUUGUAUCUCUCUCUAACUUCGAUCUCCUCUGUCUUUUUCUUUAUGCAUUUAAACCUCCAUUAGGAGACAGUAGAACCCAAGUUCCUGAUUGCCAUGAAGGUUUCAAUGCUGGAUUAGUCUCUGAGGUCCUCUUUCGAGAAGGUUCUCAAUAUAUUCUUUACAAUUUGCGUGAGCCUUGUUGUGAAUCGCAUUUGGAUGAUACAGUCAAAGAAGCUCAAUUGGAGACCAGCAAUGGAGACUCUGAGUUAAAAACUGCUCCGUCCAAAGAGGGCGAUUCAACCAUGGGUGAUGGUGAAAGUGAGAAUUUGGAUGAGAGUAAGGUGCGGAAGAAGCCUAAGUGGCAGUAUUCAACCUGCUUAGUGGCCCACGACGUGGAUUAUCUGUUGUCUCUGAUAAGAGAGAAAGGGGUUGCAUGCAGUUUAGUUCAGCCCUUGAACUUUGAGCCUGUCAUUAAUCAUUGGGCAUUUCGAACCUGUCUAACUAUACUCUUUUACAUAUUGGUUUUUUGGAUUCCUGGUAAACUCAAAGUUCGAACUGGGGGGAGAGGAAAGCGAGCCAGUGAAACCACUCGUUCCCACAAUGUAGAGGGGGCUGAUGCUGCUAAGACCGAGCUUAUGGAGAUCAUUUCAUGGAGAUGUCAACUACGCUAGAGUAGGAGCCAAGGUACCAAGAGGUGUGCUCUUGGUUGGGCCGCCAGGUACAGGAAAGACCUUACUAGCUCGUGCGGUGGUUGGAGAAGCAGGGUUGCCCUUCAUUUCUGUUUCAGCCAGUGAAUUUGUUGAGCGUUUUGUUGGAGCUGGAGCUUCUCGCAUUAGAAGCCUCUUCAAUGAUGCAAGGAAGUGUGCACCAUCAAUCAUAUUCAUUGACAUGCUUGAUGCAGUUGGAGGGAAGAGGGAAGAAUGGACUGAUUGUGAACGUUACCAAACUCUAAGCAGUUGAUGGCUCAAAUGGAUGGGUUGGAAAGGGAUAUGGCGGUGGUUGUUAUUGCAGCGACUAAUAGUUUGGACACAUUAGAUCCAGCUCUU
Molecule: messenger RNA, 1027 nt
Organism: Amborella trichopoda
Lineage: Eukaryota; Viridiplantae; Streptophyta; Magnoliopsida; Amborellales; Amborellaceae
Product: putative inactive ATP-dependent zinc metalloprotease FTSHI 3, chloroplastic
Source: RefSeq, a predicted model, not a curated record